Messenger RNA from Maudiozyma barnettii, 2046 nucleotides. It is a transcript of the gene JIP4, whose product is annotated as Jip4p. NCBI's taxonomy places the organism in Eukaryota, Fungi, Ascomycota, Saccharomycetes, Saccharomycetales, Saccharomycetaceae. The transcript has a single exon. The record is from RefSeq and is a predicted model, not a curated record. Bases 1 to 2046 code for a protein of 681 amino acids.
AUGGUACUAGACAUCCCCCCAGAGGACCAACUCUCUCAGAACGAGUACAAGGCAGUCAAGUUCUACUCGCCGCUGAAAGUCAGACCCACAGACUCAACAACCGUCGACGCCCAAAGGAAACAGUACCCCUAUAAGGCAAUGAAACCAUGCAUCUCCUUCAAUACUGUCCCUGUGGUCAACGCUAACGCUAAACGGAUCGAUAGGCUCUAUAAGCAGGACUUCCCGGGGGUCCAGUUCCCAACAGACUACACGAUGGAGGAAUACUACGAUAAUGAAAGUGGAUACGCUGGUGAUAACAAUAAUCAGUACAACCUACAUAACCAAUACCUCUUGAACAAUCUGAAUUCAGUCUCGACCCAUAUGGCCGGAAGACAGCCGUCACCAACAAGGUUUCCUUCCUCGGGCUCUUCACCUGCUAUUGCCACUGGUGGUGGAGGAAAACGGCAACAGUCGCAUAAAUCGAUUCAAUUGACCGAAAUGUUUAAGAUUGCUAAAAAUGGGAAGAUCGUCAGAGAGGACUACCCAACAAAACCAACAAUCCAAAAUAAUUCACUCGUGUUGAAUAAUACGACUUUGAACUGGGAUAAAUUAUGGGCGUUGCGUCGGUUGCAACUGGAUAAUAGAACGCUACAUAAAGACGAUUUUUUCAAAUACCCUGAUAUUCUGUUCGCUGAGCACGGCCCAAAUAUCGUUACUUUGCAAGAUAUGGAUUCAGAUGGAUUCACUCCUCUGACUAAGAAUCAAAAGAGAAAGAUUAAAGUCAUUAAUGAAAGAAUCGGCUACCCAAACUUACCAAGAACUAUCUUAUGCAGAAUCGACGGGAGAAAACACACCUGGGUGGGACUCGAUUGGUUGUUCACAAACUGUAUCAAAAAUACAGAUCAUCUCAUCGUAGUCACAAACCUCCCUUCUCUAAUCACUAGACAGAAACCAAAAUUAAGAACCGCAAGAAGUGCGACACGUUAUGGUCAAACAAGAAGCCUGAGUAGAAGUAGAAGUCGCGGUAGAAGACGCAGUGCAAUGAGGGAUUCGGACGAUGGCGAUUCGGGAAUUAACAGUUACUAUGGAAUGGACGAUACCGAUGAUGAUAGUGGCUCGGAUGAUGAUGAUAAUGACGUUGAGGACGGUUCGACAAGCGCAUGGUACCCUGGUUACGAUAUCAACCAAAUCAGAGCCACAAUGAAGGACAUCCAAACUUAUAUUGAAUCCUUACUGUUGUUGAAUAAUCCAAGUCGUGCUAUUAAGCUAACAAUUGAAAUAACUGUUGGAAAGACGAUGAAUUGUCUUUGUAACUCCACUAACAUUUACACGCCAGAUUUAAUUGUCACAUCCAAUCUAAAUGUUGAAACAGUGGUGAAAUGGAGAUCAAAUUAUAUUUCUGAUAAACUAUGCAGUUCUUUCCCAAUUCCUGUUAUUGUCGUGCCUGCCUUAUACAUGAACAAUUUUGAAAAAACGUUGGAAAUAAAAUCUCAACAAUUGAUGGCUAUCCCUGGUCAGGACCCACCUAGUACAACCCCAACAGCUUUACCAAAGAAACAGUCUGGCCAAGAAUUACUGGAAAAUCUAGAUCAAAUGACAUACAACUCAUUAAAGGAAAGUAUCAAAUUAAAUAAAAUUACUUCACACUCUAAGAAAAAGCAAAUGGUUGAUGUCGUGAAUACAUCCUUGUCAGUAUCUAAAAGGACGAAAAAGAAGUCUAGUAAAAAAUCAAAAUCAAAAUCAUCAUUGUCCCCAGUUUCAUCAAAUACAGAUAUUGGGUUGAGAAAAAUUAAAACUACAGAUCCUCAUCGUUUGAAACCCGUCAAAUCUGUAUCAUACAACGUAGCUGAACAUUCAGACUCACAUGGAAUCCCAAUCUACAAAUCUAAGAGCACAACAGAAAGAGUGCCAUUGAAGCAUUAUAAAUCUAAUUCAGAAAUACCCAGAAAACAAAUCAGUUCUAGUAGUAGCUCAACGGCUAGCAACAAAGGUUUCUUUUCAUCGUUGUUCAAAGGUAGUGCCACAACUACGGGGACAAAGGAAAAGAAGAAAGGGAUAUUCUGGUAA